Schistocerca cancellata (South American locust) is the source of this 8391-nucleotide messenger RNA. RefSeq lists its product as uncharacterized. Bases 285 to 821 code for a protein of 178 amino acids. Lineage: Eukaryota; Metazoa; Arthropoda; Insecta; Orthoptera; Acrididae. The transcript is spliced from 5 exons. The record is from RefSeq and is a predicted model, not a curated record.
CUAAAUGCGUGAUUAGAAACACACAUUGUCAGUUUUGCAUAACUUUGGUGUCUGUUGAUAUUUGUGUGGAUGGGUGCUACCUAGAUUAAUGCUGUUUGUUAUGGUACUUUUCAUUUAUUUAUUUACUUUUAUUCAUCCAAGGAUCAACCUAAAACGAUUUAGGAUUUCAGAAAGUAACACAGUGAUAAUCAUUAAGCCUAACAGAUAAUGCAGCAUACAAACUUGCUUUAAGGGGAUAGGUAGUUGUAUGUUCCGUGAAUUAUUUUGCACGAUCAGGCGUAAAGAUGUGGAACGAGUCAUUUUACCUUCACAUUCUGAACAUGUGUGUUGUGGAGUUGGCUCUUGCACACGGGUUUUUUGAGCCAGCUGCAGGAGGUGUGCAAACAGAGGAGACUAUAGCUGACGCCACUAACAGUGCCGAAGGAGACGUGGAAGAAAUAGAAGAGGAGGAGGAGGUGAUGCUGGGAGAGGUCGGCGGUGCCGUGGCUGUGCUACCCGUGCCGACUGUGGAUGGCGAAACUGAGAAACUGCUGCGGAGCUCGAGAGCCUUGCACCGACAGGUGGCGGGGCUGCGGUCCUUCCUGGAAAGCGUCCUGUCCGACGAGGCGGGAGGAGGAUGUGUGGAUCUGCCGAACUGUCCCGAAAUGGAGGAGCCUUCGGUUAGGCAGAUGUUGGCUCCAAUUAGACAUAUUGCGGAGAAAAGAGAAGAACUGAAAGUUCAUGAGGAAUACCCCGAUGCCUUCUUACCAGAUCACAUCCUGGCAUCACUGGAUAAGUGUGUGCGAAUGCUGUCCAAUAAGACAAAUGAUCAGCAAUGCUAGAUCUUUUGUGGAACUGCAUAGAUCUUUUGUAACGUGAGUGGGUUAGAUAUGUAUGUGUGCGACGUAUGGAAAGUUGUUACACGAGAUUGAUAUCUUGCGUAACUACUCUCCGAAUUUAGCAGCCAGCCGAUCGUGCAGUGAAAGAUCUACGCAGCUUGACAAAACAUUCGUCGUGCAUUUCUCCACGUUUUUUAAAAUAAGAGCAAAAAACCUCCAUUAUGGUUAUUUAUCAUAUGUAUAUUGCUUUAUGAUCUCCAAAGAGAAUGUUAACUUUUAAAAGUGAAUUAUGGAGUUUCUCUAUUGCUGCCAGUUAACAGCAUAAAAUCUAAACAAAAAAAAAAAAAAAAAAAAAAAAAAAAAAAAAAAAAAAAAAAAGCCUUGCCCGAGAAACUGAGAUAAAAUGUGGCCGUGCUCUGUUUUUUGUUUAGCCAUAUGUUUUGUGUGUGUGCAUGUCUUUGCUACUUUAUGUUUUGUGCGUGUGCAUGUCUUUGCUAUUUUAUUGAUUUGGUAUUUAUUUGAUUAGUAAAGAUGAUUUUUUGCAUAAGGAGGUUUGCUUUGUCUUUCCUCUUUGUCUGGCAUGUCUCCCCCCUCCUGAAAACAAAGCCCUGACCUUUCACAUAAGUUGACAGAACAUCACGAAAGAGUUAUUGCGGCCUUCAUGCAAACUAAAAAGGUGUGUAAAUACAGAGGAUCAUUUUGAAAGUGGGUUUGUAGCGUAGCAAAGUAUGUCUUUCCUUAAUAUGUUUAACAAUGGAAGAAAUUAGGAAGAGGGUUUUGUGUGAUUGAGAACUGUGAUAGGUUCUUCUUUUAAUACAAGAGUAAAUGGAUACACGAGUGACAGAGGGCUUUGAGUACGUUACAGAAUGUCACAACUGUUUAAGAAAUAAUAGUGACUGUCAUUUUGAAAGUGAACUCUGAUCUGGGAAAUGGAGAAGCGUAGUCAGAUAUUAAAAAACUCUGAAGAGGGUCCCACCAGAAGUUACUUGACAGGUUUGGAGGCAGACCUGGUAGCCGUCAUGAAAUUGAGUGUGUACCAGUUUUGAACCCUUGACAAGCGGCCAGUGUAACACAGUGUUAAAUGCUACAGCCACAAAGUUAAGUGCUUGAGGAAGGUACUUUGCCUGUAGACUCAAAGAAACACAUCUCAAACGGUUGCGAGGAAUGUUAGUCUGAGCGUGUUGCAGGUGAGAAGAAUUGUAAAUGAUAAAUGGGACAUUCUGAACUGAAACAAAAAUUAGUUAGGCUAGUAUUUUGAGGACUGCUCAAUGCAUCUAAUUUCCAGUAACCACAAUGAGUAUCUUUGUAAAAAGUUCUUUUUAUUAGCAGGAGAACCAGAUUAAAUAGCUGUUAAACAAAUGUGAGAUUGUGUACAUCUGUAAAGUUGUGGUUUCUUAAAUGUAUGUUGAUUGAGUGUAGUGUGGCAUGUUAGGAUCUUUAUUAGUAAAUGCAGUGCCGAUGUGAAGUGUCAUUGUGAGGUGGGUGGAUUAUCUGCAUUCUAAGAGAUGGUGAGCCAUUUAUUAAAAAUUAAAUUAGCUUCUUGCUGAUGUAGUCACUAGCAGUUAGUUUAGCAUUUGUCUUUAUAGAAAAAUGGAGGUGGUUUCAACAUUUUCAAAAUAUUUAAAAGAUUUAUACUUUCACUACUGCCAGUGAAUAUGCGAUCCGAGACAGCUCUGUCAUAACUAAUCCUGCGAGCCACUAGAGUGUUGGAGGUUAAUUCUGUGCUACCAACUCCCACAGGGUUCUGGAUACUGAGAUGAUCCUCUCUCUUUCCCUGCCUCCCUCCACUUAACUGAGAUUAAGUUGAGGAUUUUUUGCCUCUUAUUUCUCCUUUCAUGGUUGAUGGGUCACACACUAUACCAACAGAUAUCAGGGAGGUACUCUCAUUUUUCUUUAUAUGUCCUUCCCUUACUGAUUGAAGCAUCAAAUCAAUUCAUCUUUCCUAGAAUGAAACUUACCUUUAUUCAACAUAUCUUCCAUUUGUCUGUGUGUUAUGUUAUUCUAGUUAGCAAUUUAUAAAUUUGACAUGUCAGAGUGAUCAUUCGGUGCUGUUGUGUAAAUACGUUUGACCUUUGGUAGUGUAAUGAUACUGUUGUAAUGGAAAUGUAUGAUUUUCAUCUUAUCUUAUGACAUGCAUGAUGAAAUGGGAGUACAAAUACAUAAUUGUAAUAUGAAUUUUUUGACCCAUCACAUUUGAAAAGAAAACAAAAUUUGUUGGGAUGAAACAUAGGGCACAGUCAAGAAAGAGUAACUAAACUUUUAAAACUAUUAACAGGUUAGUGCCCAACUGUGAUAAGUCCAGCUGAUGACAGUGGUUAUUCCAGCCCCCCUCGAUACACUCCACCAUAAUAGGAUUGACAGUUUGCUGGUGCAUGCUACAGUAAUGUGAAGGUGCCCAAAUAGUCUCUUUUAUGACGAGAAUCCUCAAAGCUUCUGUGACACUUUGACAGAUUGGAGUCUGCUCAGUUUGACCCAGUCCUCACACGGUAGUUUAGACACUGGUGGGUAUAUUUCUCCUCAUAUGAGGUUCUGCAAACAUAUUCAACUAGAUGCACUAUUGCUAUAAUGAGUUGCAGUUGUUCUGGCAGUGUGUUUCUGCUUCCCGAUAGAUGUUCGCCUAGACGUGGUAAUUAGGUUCAAAUGAAAAUGUGCGACAUGAAGUAACUUGGGUGUUUUGGGAAUUAUAUUGUAUUGACUGAUUUUUUUAAGGACAUCUGGAGUUGGAUUGCUGAUCUGUUAUGAACGUGGAAACAAGAGACUUCAGUUUUGAUGGCACUAAGCAAUAAAUGCCAUUCUUAUUUGAAGCUGCAAAAUAAUUGGUUGAAGGUGUGAUAAUGUUUGACAAAAUGUUUAUCUGACAUGCCUAUAUCAGCAGCAUAGCAAUUUUUUAUUUACGUUCGUAUAUAUAAUCAUUGUUGGCAUAACAGAUCCAUGUAUAAUCCAUUUUUAGUUUACAUAGUAUUUUUGGCCUUAUAGUUGCUAUAGUCAUGUUACUCAUUCCAACAGAUUUAAGCUCAAUAAAAUCCCAGUACUCUAUCAGAAUCUGCCUUUAUCCUUUGAUCACUUUUUUUUCUACAUGGUCGUCAUUUUUCUAUUCUAUUGCAAGUCAGGAGGGCUCACUUUCAUUAUACAGUCUUUCAGUACACUCCUGCAAAUUCUACAGUUAAGUGUUUCUUUAUCUGCACACCAUACAUUAACACAUUUAGUAUCCUCAGUUAUGUCCUAUCCCUUGUUUGCACUUUACUAUAACCAUAUGCUAUAAAUAUCCUUGUAUCUCUCUUUAAAACAUUCUGAAGUUAUUUGGUAACUGCAAAUUCCAAACAAGCUUUACCACUGACUUCCCAUGUCAUUCUUUGUGCACUUGCACCUUUUUCUUUCAUCAGCUUGCUGGAAUAUUUCAUGAAUUACCCAUGAAAUUUCACCUCUACCUUUACGAUAGUGUUUCAGUGCUCGCACGCAUAGCCUCCACUAUCUUCUUGCAAUUAUAUUCGGCUGCUACUUCAUCUAUAAAAUAGAUAUCAUACAUCCUCAUUUUUUCUUAAAUUGUCAGCACGUAACCUUUAUGUGCCCUUUCUUUUAUCUUUUUAAUUGUUACUUACAUCUAUGUACAAUGAAAUAUCAGUACACAGACACGAGCUUACCUCAGUUGUCGAGAUGCUAACGACACACCUGUAUUUCUAUCAACAGUGCUUGGUUUCAAAAAAAUAUGAUCAGCUUCAUUUUAGAAAUCAUUAGUUAUGGGUGGAUGUUUACAAAACACAGAAUGUUUAAAUAAAAAUAGUAUAUAUAAUUUAUUAAACAUUUUAUUUACAAAACAUUGUUUAACCAGUUUCCUUAGUUACAGGAUAGAUGAGUAUAAAGUCUUUUUUUAGUUUUUAAACUCUGGUAAUGUCAUAAUCAAACAUAAAAAUAUAUAUAUUUUAUCCAUGGUUCUUACACAUUCUUUUUUAAAGGUAGCUGACUGAAUGGGAAUUUAGUUUGUAUGAAAGGAUGUUGUUCCCUAACAGAUAUAAGUUUCUUCCAACUGUAUUUCUGCCACAAAGGUUUCCAGCUGUCCUGAGCUGAAACACUAACUAGAGUAACCUGAGCAGAUACACAAUAUUUACAUGUACCAUACGUAAUAUUAACUAAAACUAUAACGACACACACACACACACACACACACACACACACACACAAAUCAAAACACAAAAUUCUAAUCUCUGACCCUGAAGAUGUCAAAACAUCAUUAAAGUCAGAAACAUUUGUGCCAGUUGCAUACCAGUUCCAAGGGGUACCACUGAAUGUUUCAACACAACCUGCAAAUGGACACAUAAUUCAUAGAAAAUAUUGUUGACUAAGAGAUUCAUUUACUCACUUCAGCUGUACAGAAGGGGAGUACCAUUCCAUUCAGGAAUGUCUACAUUCAAAAUAACGAUAAUAAUAGUGUGUGCAGAGAGAAUCCAUUUCACAAGAUCCAUACGGUAAUGUAGCCAGUAAGUCACAUACUAUCUGCUUUUCUUAGAUUUUUGGUAAUUAACAUCUUCUGUCUUUGUCAUCAGUGCCAGAAAUAGUGCUACACAACUGCUGAGUCCAGCAUAUCCCAAUUGAUUCAUUUCUGGUGCUAUCCAUAAAUGGGAAAAAAGAUGGUCUGAAAUGAUGGAAUAAAUUCAAACACCAUUUUAGAAAUCCAGAUGGUGCAAAUUAACAACCAGAAAGACUGGUAGCCCCUAAAACGUACUGCCAUAGAUAUUGUAACAUACCACAAGUAAUUGCAUUAGAAUACAGUUGUGAAAUCAGCUUUGUGUACCAUUUUUUUCAGUCUGCUUUUAUUGUGUUAGAAAUGAGCCAACCAGUGUGGGAAAGGAUACUGCAUAGUUUUCAUUUUUGUAGACAUUUGCAGAAAAAUAUUGAUUUAAAUUUUUGAACAAGUCGUUACUUUUAAGGUGCAGCCAUUGUUCUAUUGUGAUACUUCACUUUAUCUUUCUAUAACAGCAUGCACAGUUGACAUUUCAAACAUCCUGCUGCAUGUUUAUUAUGUUUAAAAGACGUGUCUGUUGAUGACUAUUGGGAUGAUAGUUUUGCCACAUUAGGUCAUUCUACAGUUGCUAAUUUGUGUGCAAAUGUUCAGAUUUCGAAGCGGCAAAGCUUGAAAGUUUAUUUAUCUGGCAUAAUUUUAUUUUCCUGUUUUAAGAUAAUUUUAAAGAAUCCGUGGUUUUAUCACACACAACGUAACUAAACUGAAGAAAAUCUUUAAAGUUAGUAAUACAGAAAGUGCACAAGGAAGCAAGCUUGUAAAAUACAAGUAAAUAAAAAAUUAAUACUUUCAGACCAUUGUAUUGUGUAUUUAAACCAUCCAGACAGUGCCAACAUUUUAAUUUACUUGCUAAAAUAUUACAAGACUACCUGCACCAUAACUUUCAUAUUAAUAGGAGUUGAAACUGCAAAAACUACACCCUGGAAUUUCUAUUUGCUGAAACACAUUGAUUUCUACUCACAUGUCAUGUACAAGCAGCAGCAAUUCUGCAGUUACAAGCGACAUUAUUUAGAUGGUUAUAAAUUACCACAGAUUUUUGUAGUAACAAAAAAGUAGUGGCUCUCUUUGUUAAGAGACAUUGCAGAGUCGAGUUGUCAUAUUAACAGAGUGACCACGAAGACUUUGAAAAUGUUCCAGAUUAAUUUAUAUUGGCAGCUGUGAAAUGGAAUUUCAAGCAAAAAUUGCACUUUACUAAUACAUGUUCUCUCAUUAAGUUUCUUUGUGCAUUGUUUUUAUAGUGGGAGAGGGGGCCUUUGCACAUAUUACACCAAACAAAUUGCAGACUGACGGUUUGGAGUUAAAACAGAAUUUAUUAUGGCUUUACACGGGAUGAAAACUUGAAUAGUGGUGACAAACGGGUGAGGAAAUGUCCACUGAAUCAUAAACUUCCCGUUUAAUUCUUUGAUGAAUAUUUUUUAGUUUCUGGUAGUGUGAGUAACGUUUGGUGUGCAUUGUUGUGAUGCCAGUUCUCUGUAGUGCAAAGAUUUUAUAGAUGGCGCAGUUUGCCAAAUUUAUAAACAGUUACUAAAAGUACUACAAAUAACCCUACAGAUCAGUCAAUCACGAAUAAAAACCUUGUAUGUAGUGUGAAGGACAGUCAAACAAUUUAAAAUCAGAGAUGGUGAAAUAGUAUAUUUUGAACUGAGUGAAAAUCCUAAUCCACAGCAGCUGUUUAUUGUGUUUUCACUCUGACAGCCAGUUUUAUAUCCUGGAGGUAUGUCUUCAGGUCUUAUAAAACUAAUACUUUAUGUGUCAGGAGUUCUAAGGUGCAAGUGUGAAUAAAAACAUGUCACACCCCAGUAAAACCUCAGAUGAAACAGCAGAUGGGCAUCUGAUCCAAACCAUGCAUGAUCAGUAAGACAUCCCCAAAACACUGUCAAAAGAAGAGCAUGGGCAGCACAUGACAGUCCAUGUAUACUAGGACGACAUCAUCGUUAAAAUCUGCGAGACACAGAAUUAAGACACACAAUCCUUGGGAGUCGUCAACAUACUAUAAUAUAUUGACAAGCAUCAAAUAGAACUACAUGUUACAGCACUAGCCACACAUUGGCUACAGCUGUAACAUGUAGUUUGGUUUGACACCUGCCAAUACAUUUUAGUAUGUUGACGACUUUUUGAGAUGCCUUACUGAUCAUGCAUGGUUCGGAUCGGAUGACCAUCUGUUGUUUCAUCCAAGGUUUUACCAAGGAGUAACCUGUUUUUAUGUGCACAUGCAUCUUGUGAUUGGUGGAACAUGAUGUAUUAGUUUCAUGUGACCUGAAGAUAUAACAGGGUAUGAAACUGGUUGUCAUACAGUGAAAACACAAUAAACAGGUAUUGUGACUUUGGACUUUCACUCAGUUUAAUAUAGACUUUUUUACCAUCUCUGAUUUUAAAUUGUUUGAUUGUCCUUCACAUUAACAGUUGUCUCAUAAUGUUACACUGUCAAAAAUGCACAGAGUAUCAGAAAUUGUAAAUUUUGCUUGGAUGUCAAUCCCACGAAAGUUACGAGCGACACAGUUCACAGAGCUAGUCUUUGGUAAGCAACUAGUUUAUUUUUUUGCCUUCAGGCAACACAAAAAUUUUUAUUACUUUUUUCCUCCAUAAUGGCUUCACGUUACAUAAGUAAAAGAUAAACAAAGAGAAAAGUGUUAAAUUCUAAGUACCCAACAAUGUGGGCUGUUCUCACACAAAGUGAAAUUUUUGUGAUCUGCAGUGCCAUUUCUAUGAGCAUUGAGGAGCUGAGCUAUUGACAUGGCAAUUUUGGAAACAACUUCAUUAAAUACAGAAUGUGUUUACAGAGAUAGUUUUUAUGUGACUGGAAGAAUGAAAAUUAAGCAGUGGAACCAUUCACUCUGAAGUUUAGUAAUGAUAUGGGUGGAGUGAGAAAACAGAGUGGAAAAAAAAGCUUUAAGGGUAAUUUACUGCAUAGCACUGCUGCUUUUAUUUUUACAUAACAAAAUUUAGGAAAUCUGGUCAUUUCAUUGAUAAAAUUCUGUAAAAUGAAUUAAAAGCUAAUGAAAAUAAUAUAGUGUCUGCAUUUUUCGUUUCUGUCACUCAAAUAUUUUGCAGCUCAAC